Messenger RNA from Ilex paraguariensis (yerba mate), 1980 nucleotides. The record is from the annotation of a GenBank genome assembly. NCBI's taxonomy places the organism in Eukaryota, Viridiplantae, Streptophyta, Magnoliopsida, Aquifoliales, Aquifoliaceae.
CAGAGUACUUGGACAAAACAAGCUGUAGAAGUUGACAGCUCUCAAGCAGUGUCUCCAUGUAAUCAAAUAGCUGACCGUCCAGACAGCACUUGUGCCCAAGUUAUCCGAUCAAAUGCUGAGCACUUUGUGAACAAAUGGAUGCCUCAGACUGCAACAAGGGGUUGCCAAGAACAAGAAGACCAACUUGAGUUGUUGACAGGUGAACUUCAAAAUCCAGCAGAGCUACCUGAGAAUCCAAUUGGUGUUCCAAAAGACCUUCUAGGUAGAAAGCAGAAUACCUUGUCUGAAUUAGAGUCUAAGGCAAGCAGAAGGAUUGAAAAGGGACUGGAAAAUCCUUGCGUUGGUUGUCCAUCCAAUAAACAAAAAGUAGACAUUGCCAGCAUGUUUGAUCCUCUGAUGAACAGCAGGGAAUUUGAGGCUCCUAGAGAAGUUGAAAAGAUUUUAGUAAACAACAUAGGCAUGGACGAUUCUAAGGAAUUACCCGCCAUCAAGCUUAGUUUAAAGAGGCUUAGAGGAGUUAAAGAUGGCAGCAACACAGUUCAAGAUGAUCGCAAUGUCUUGAGACGCUCGGAGCUUUCUGCCUUCUCAAGGUACACAACAACAUCAAAUGCCUUUAAGGCCCCUAACGCUGGAAGUAGUUCUCUACUUGACAAUAGCCUAGAGGUCAUUAAAAAAGAAUCAGUCUGCAAUACCAGAGCUCAUUCAGAUGGAAACAUUCUCUAUCCAAGCUCAAAUGGGGUUAGCAAUAUUAUAGACAUGGCCUCCACCACUAAUAAACUUUCUACUAACGUAUUAAUUUUGAAAGAUAAGUCGGAAGCAACAUCGACAAUCCAUGGUUUGCACUUAUCAUCUGUUUUUAAACCUCUAAAAAAUGACCUCAGAUGCACCUCACAGCAAGUAUUAGCAAAGGCUGAUGACGUGGUCACUCCACCAGCACUCGCUCCACCCUCACACCAGGAGGUCCCGAUUCAGCACAUUCAUCACCAUCAUCAUCACCAUCAUUUUCAUGACAUGGAACAAGUAGAGACACCAUCCAACCAUGAUGGUCCACUAUUGAAGAAAUCUGCUGCAGAUGUUCCACAAUGUGGGUCAUCAAAUGUGUUGAGUGGGCCUGUUGAAGGUAACCCUGGAAAUUUCAGUCUGAACAGAAGUGCUUCAGGCAGUAACCUUGGAAGCAACGGGCUGAAGGAAGGCAACACUGCCAUUAAUGCUGGAGGAACAAAGGCAGAAAGUGAGACUGGAUUAGCUGGGAAAAGUAGAAGUGUUGAUGCUAGUGGGAGCGGUAGUGGAAAUAGAAUGGAUCAAACUAAAUAUGUGCUGAGAGAGGCUGCCUUGAACAAGUUUCGGCAGAAGAGGAAGGAGCAAUGCUUUAGAAAGUACGAUACCAGAAUAGGAAGAAAUUAGCAGAACAGAGGCCACGUGUUCGCGGACAGUUUGUUCGGCAUACAGCAAAUGACAGCUCAAACAGUGCUGCAGAAUGCUAAUUCAAUCCACUUACCUGAUAUUUGCUUGAAGCUUAUCCUUGCGAUAUAUGAGCUGUGUACAGAAAGAGGUGUUCCUGAGUAUCCUUGGUUGAAGGUCUUAGUGGUCUGAUAAAUCUGAAAAUGUAAAUUUGAACUACUUUCAUAAAUAACAUGUAGAAGAAGGUGUUCCUCUUGAAACGGUUCCCUUAUGCAAUAACGACCAUUUUCCAUUUUCGUAGUGGUGUUUAUUGACUUGCUUCAUAGGGUUGGGUCGCCGUAUGUUUUGAUAUUUGUAGUUCAGUAAGUUGUGAAGUUCAUGUUGAGUCCAGUUUGAAACUACUAUCUAAUGUAUUGCUGGCUUAGCUUGGACAUCUCGUGAAGUUUGAAUGGCUAUGAUGAGUAAAACUCACAGAUACACUCAAAUUCUAUUUUGCUUUGUCAUCACUUGUAGAUCUUGUAUGGUCAUAUGUGGGGUUCUACAAAACGACUUUACCUGAACUCUCUGCCAAGUUGGUUG